This is a messenger RNA of Penicillium waksmanii, 981 nucleotides long. RefSeq names its product TDT family transporter. Gene Ontology annotation, biological process: sulfite transmembrane transport; transmembrane transport. The record is from RefSeq and is a predicted model, not a curated record. The transcript is spliced from 6 exons. Gene Ontology annotation, cellular component: plasma membrane. The coding region runs from base 1 to 981 and encodes 326 amino acids. Gene Ontology annotation, molecular function: sulfite transmembrane transporter activity. Lineage: Eukaryota; Fungi; Ascomycota; Eurotiomycetes; Eurotiales; Aspergillaceae.
AUGAUCGAGUCACAUUUGACGGAAGAUGUAGACCAAACAAUAGCCGAGUCACAGCCACACACGUGCUCCAAGCAUGACAGGGGGUGGAGGAAAGUUGUGCGCCAUUUCACCCAAGCUUGGUUCUCGGUCAACAUGGGCACGGGAAUUGUCGCAAUCCUUCUCAAUAACUUGCCGUAUAAUGGGGAGUGGCUUUAUUGGCUCUCAGUGGUCGUCUUUGCAUGGAACGUGUUUCUCUUCUGCACAUUUUUGUGCAUAUCGAUUCUUCGUUACUCUCUCUACCCGGAAAUAUGGUCCGCUAUGAUACGUCACCCCUCAGCAUCAAUGUUUCUUGGGACCUUCCCCAUCGGGCUGGCAACAAUUAUUGAGAUGGUAGCCCUGGUUUGCGUCCCAGCGUGGGGACCUCGGGCUGCGAAUUUGGCAUGGGCCCUCUGGUGGAUCGACUGCAUCAUUGCUCUGGCCAUCUGCUACUACAUUCCCUUUGUUAUCAUGUGCGUUCACGACUCAAACAUAUCGACUGUGACAGCUGUGUGGCUGCUUCCUAUCGCAUCCUCAGUCGUUGCGUCAGCGCGCCUCAUGCUACAUAAUUUGCCGCCGCGCGAAGCGAUCAUGUCGGUUUUCCUCCCGAUUGCGCCGCUGGGCCUGGGUUCCUUCGCUAUUAUGCAGUUUGGCAGGGUUGCACUUAAGAUAUUUCCAGAGACGGGUACACUAAGUUCACCAUCAACAAAUGCCGGUGCCGUGCUAUAUAUCUUUGGAUGGCUAAUAGGACUUGUGAUGUGGGCAUAUGGAAUUGUCUGGAUAUUCUUUGCUCUAGCCAGCAUCAGUCGCAAUCGUUUUCCUUUCAACCUGACCUGGUGGGGCUUUACAUUUCCCCUGGGCGUUUUUGCCAGUGCUACAACGACCAUUGGAAAAGAAUUGCCGUCGCGGUUCUUUAAUGUGCUAGGUACUGGAGCGACAAAUUUGAAUACGGAAGUGCUAACGUAA